AUGAGUGCCAUUCCCCUCUCUCGGUCUGAGGUGUUCGGGGAGCUGCGGAAGGAGCUGCAUGAGGACGAAGAGUUCCAUCAGUCUGACGCUCACAUCUUCAUCAUCAUGGGAGCAUCGGUGAGAUAGGGAAGAUGCGAGGGAAUGUGGGGGAAUUAGAGGCUACUUUGAUUAUUGAUGAAUGACCCUGCAAGUUUUGGCACUCCACAGCACAGGCAAUUUAAUUUUUAUAAUUACAAAAGUUGUGAAUGUAUGUGUGUGUUGGAUGCAUAUUUUAGAGAGUCAUUGAUAAAAUAAGUGAAUCACUUGAGGUUAUGAAAUACUCUGAAAAUGUGUGCCAUUUAAGACGCUUUUAUCCAAACCAACUUACAGUCAUGCGUGAAUACAUUUUACAUAUGGCGGCCCCAGCAGGAAUCGAACCCACAACCUUUGGCAUUGCAAGCGCCAUGCUCUACCGGCUGAGCCACACAGGACCAAUAUGAUGAAAUGAAACCAGUAAUCCAUUCUGAGGUAGUUUAAGAUCGAUCAAAUUUGCAUUAGAUUAACUAUUUACUAAAUGUAGGCUACCAAACUGCAUAUAUUAGGAUACAUUUGGCCUAGGCACAUAUGAGUAUUUUCCCAGAAUCAUUGUUAUUUUUUGUUCAGUUAUACCUAUUUUAUACACACUUUAUAAUAGAUUUUAGGUGGACAGAGAAGGGAACACAUUUAGUGAGAACGGUGUGUUGAAACCUCAAAACGGACAAGAGGGGUUGCACAUGACUGUUUGAGGAAAUGUAGAAAUUUCAUUGAGACACAUUACACAGAGCUUGAGUAACUAAGCAACCCCAGAAACACUUCAGCUCUCUGUAGUCUGGCCUUGAUACAAAGAGAACCAACAAUCAUGAACCUUGACAUUAUGGUUUGGACACAGACCGUUUGUUAGCCAAUCAUGGUCAGCUCAAACAGUUUGUUAGUCAAUCAUGUUGCGCAAAGACAGUUUGUUGGCCAAUCAUAGUGUAUGAACUGAUAUUUUGUUGACCAACUCAGCUUACUGACUGUAUGUUCCCCAGUCACAUAGAGAUAGCCUAACGAGUCAGAAUGUCAUAUUUCCCAUAGCCAUUAAUUCUCUCCUCCUAUCUGUACCUACAAGGAUGAUCAAUUCAGUGACUCAGUCCAGUCACUUUGAAGUUGUAUUUUCUUACAGUAUUUCCUUCUCUAGAAAUGUCACCCUCCUCUUUAGGCCUACACUGUUUUUUCAUGUUUCCUUCUUCUCUACUGGCCUGUAACACCUGCCCAGUUAACUGAUAAACUGUACUGUCGGAGAGUAGCUCAGAUGUUUCAUUCUUCCGCCCACUUUUCCAUCUAGGCUAGGUUCUCCCACUCUAUUUUCUCUUGGUUGAAAGGAGUGGUGUGAGAGCUGAAUAGUGCAGUUCCCUUUCAUAAUGAAGGUAAUAGAGAAGCAUGUUGGGAAUCAGGAUGGGGGAAGGGUAAUGGUGGUAAGGCAUAGCCUUGUGGUGUCUGGUGGUUUUUGGGAACAGUGAUGUACUACUACAUAGGUUACUGUAAAAUAUGCUUUGUGUGCAAUGCUGCAGUCUGUCCUUGACACUCAGCAAGCACACACCAAUCAUCAGCUGGUGUUACAUGCACACAAAAACACACCGCAGGCACACACACCACCUCACUCGACAUGGCCUCAUUAUAGUCACUGUGCCAAUUUAAACGGUUAGUAAAUAUUCAUGAUUAACUGAAGAAUGACGAGAGACAUGUGAUUGGAGGGUGUUUGUCAAGUCGCCCUCAGUUUGGAUUUUUCUCUCAGCUGAGGCGGGACAGAAGGCCAGCAGUCAUGGACAGACUGGGGCAUAGGCUAAUGCAUAUCAGUUUAAAGGUGUAACCCAUUGAGUCAUUAAAGACACAACAACUCACUGGAAUAGGACACAAAUAAUAGUCCAUAAGGCCAUUCGGAUGAUUAUUAUGUUUAAGUUUUCCCCCAAAUGACAAACAAGUGGCAAACAAAGCCCGCUUGGUGUUCAACCUCCCUAUGUUCUCCAAUGUCACCACGCUCCUCCGCAUACUCCACUAGGUUCCAGUCGAAGCUCGCAUCAUCUUCAAGACCAUGGUGCUUGCCUACGGAACAGCAAGGGGAACUGCACCUCCUUACCUUCAGGCUAUGCUCAAACCCUACAUCCCAAUCCGAGCACUCUGUACUGCCACCUCUGGUCUCUUGGCCCUCCCACCCCUACAGGAGGGCAGCUCCCGCUCAGCCCAGUCCAAGCUCUUCUCUGUCCUGGCACCCCAAUGGUGGCACAAGCUUCCCCCUAAAGUCAGGACAGCGGAGUCCCUACCCAUCUUUUGAAAACGUCAACCUUACCUCUUUGAAAAGUGUCUUAAGUAACUCUCACUAUGACCCCCCCCACACACUUUGCUGAUAAAUACUUUGAGGGAAAAUGUACUUUAUACAAUUGUGAUGUUGUCUCACCUAGCUAUUUUAAGAUGAAUGCACUAAUUGUAAGUCACUGUACUAAUAAUCACCACACUGACAGACCUGAAUGAACGGUCUGCCUGUAGUGCCAAGCUAGCCUCUGUUUCAGUCAACAUUGUAGAGGUGACUAAUCUGGUUUUGUGUUAAUAAUGUUCAUAUGUUUCUCUUUAGGGGGAUCUAGCCAAAAAGAAAAUCUACCCAACUCUAUGGUGAGUGUGCAGCCUCUUUAGUCUUAAAAUGAGAAGUCUAUCACAGGGCAGCUGUUUGCACUGGAUUUUCGUGUAAUAAGCAGUCAACCCCUCUUUUUCUCUGAGUUGUCAAGUGAUGAGUAAAAACUCCUGUCUAAUGAGCCUCCUUUCUGUUCUCCCCCCCUCACUCAGGUGGUUGUUUAGAGAUGGUCUCCUCCCUGAACAGACUCACUUUGUGGGCUUUGCCCGCUCAGACCUCACGGUGGAUGCCAUCAAAAAUGCCUCCAUGCCCUAUAUGAAGGUGAUUCUUUCCCAUCAACACAUUAUCUAGCAUUACACAUUGAUCCACAUUUUUUACACUGAGUGAGUUAAUGCAUAUGUACAGUGGGGGAAAAAAAGUAUUUAGUCAGCCACCAAUUGUGCAAGUUCUCCCACUUAAAAAGAUGAGAGAGGCCUGUAAUUUUCAUCAUAGGUACACGUCAACUAUGACAGACAAAUUGAGAGAAAAAAAAUCCAGAAAAUCACAUUGUAGGAUUUUUAAUGAAUUUAUUUGCAAAUUAUGGUGGAAAAUAAGUAUUUGGUCACCUAUAAACAAGCAAGAUUUCUGGCUCUCACAGACCUGUAACUUCUUCUUUAAGAGGCUCCUCUGUCCUCCACUCGUUACCUGUAUAAAUGGCACCUGUUUGAACUUGUUAUCAGUAUAAAAGACACCUGUCCACAACCUCAAACAGUCACACUCCAAACUCCACUAUGGCCAAGACCAAAGAGCUGUCAAAGGACACCAGAAACAAAAUUGUAGACCUGCACCAGGCUGGGAAGACUGAAUCUGCAAUAGGUAAGGAGCUUGGUUUGAAGAAAUCAACUGUGGGAGCAAUUAUUAGGAAAUGGAAGACAUACAAGACCACUGAUAAUCUCCCUCCAUCUGGGGCUCCACGCAACAUCUCACCCUGUGGUGUCAAAAUGAUCACAAGAACGGUGAGCAAAAAUCCCAGAACCACACGGGGGGACCUAGUGAAUGACCUGCAGAGAGCUGGGACCAAAGUAACAAAGCCUGCCAUCAGUAACACACUACGCCGCCAGGGAUUCAAAUCCUGCAGUGCCAGACGUGUCCCCCUGCUUAAGCCAGUACAUGUCCAGGCCCGUCUGAAGUUUGCUAGAGUGCAUUUGGAUGAUCCAGAAGAGGAUUGGGAGAAUGUCAUAUGGUCAAAUGAAACCAAAAUAUAACUUUUUGGUAAAAACUCAACUCGUCGUGUUUGGAGGACAAAGAAUGCUGAGUUGCAUCCAAAGAACACCAUACCUACUGUGAAGCAUGGGGGUGGAAACAUCAUGCUUUGGGGCUGUUUUUCUGCAAAGGGACCAGGACGACUGAUCCGUGUAAAGGAAAGAAUUAAUGGGGCCAUGUAUCGUGAGAUUUGAGUGAAAACCUCCUUCCAUCAGCAAGGGCAUUGAAGAUGAAACGUGGCUGGGUCUUUCAGCAUGACAAUGAUCCCAAACACACCGCCCGGGCAACGGAGUGGAUUCGUAAGAAGCAUUUCAAGGUCUUGGAGUGGCCUAGCCAGUCUCCAGAUCUCAACCCCAUAGAAAAUCUUUGGAGGGAGUUGAAAGUCCGUGUUGCCCAGCGACAGCCCCAAAACAUCACUGCUCUAGAGGAGAUCUGCAUGGAGGAAUGGGCCAAAAUACCAGCAACAGUGUGUGAAAACCUUGUGAAGACUUACAGAAAACGUUUGACCUGUGUCAUUGCCAACAAAGGGUAUAUAACAAAGUAUUGAGAAACUUUUGUUAUUGACCAAAUACUUAUUUUCCACCAUAAUUUGCCAAUAAAUUCAUUAAAAAUCCUACAAUGUGAUUUUCUGGAUUUUCUUUCUCUCAAUUUGUCUGUCAUAGUUGACGUGUACCUAUGAUGAAAAUUACAGGCCUCUCUCAUCUUUUUAAGUGGGAGAACUUGCACAAUUGGUGGCUGACUAAAUACUUUUUCCCCCACUGUAUGCAUGUUAAAACCAUAGACAUAUGACAUCAUUACUAUCUCUCUGUGGUCCCAGGUGGCAGACUCUGAGGCGGAGCGGUUGUCGGUGUUCUUCAGCCGUAACUCUUAUGUCAGUGGGAAGUACACGGAGGAGAGUGCCUUCUCCAACCUCCACACCCACCUGUUGUCCCUGCCUGGGGGGAGCGAGGCCAACCGCCUCUUCUACCUCGCCCUGCCGCCCAGCGUCUACCACGACGUCACCAAAAACAUCAAGCACCACUGCAUGAGUACCAAGUCAGUAACCCUGUCAUGUCUUGCUCUGACUGCCUCUCCUCUCAAUCCUCUUCUGUGGUGUUGCUAGGGACUGGAACAGGCCUGGUCAUAUUUAAUCCACUUGCUUUAUGUAAUUGGUCUUGUCUGGGGAGAGUUGCUCAUUAGAUUAGCUUUCCCCUCUUCCGCUGUUUAAUAACCAAAACAUGCUUACCUCCCCUCCUAUCUGUGUGUUUUUAGUAGGGGCUGGAACAGGGUGAUUGUGGAGAAGCCAUUUGGUCGUGACCUGCAGAGCUCAGAGGAGCUGUCCACCCACCUCUCUUCCCUGUUCACUGAGGACCAGAUCUACCGCAUAGACCACUACCUGGGCAAGGAGAUGGUGCAGAACCUCAUGGUCCUCAGGUACAGUGCCUUGCAAAAGUAUUCACCCCCCUUGGCGUUUUUCCUAUUUUGUUGCAUUACAACCUGUAAUUUAAAUUGAUUUUUAUUUGGAUUGCAUGUAAUGGACAUACACAAAAUAGUCAAAAUUGGUGAAGUGAAAUGAAAAAAAUAACUUGUUUGAAAUAAUUAUCCAAAAUAAAUAACGGAAAAGUGGUGCGUGUAUAUGUAUUCACCCCCUUUGCUAUGAAGCCCCUAAAUAAGAUCUGGUGCAACCAAUUACCUUCAGAAGUCACAUAAUUAGUUAGAUUGCACACAGGUGGACUUUAUUUAAGUGUCACAUGAUCUGUCACAUGAUCUCAGUAUAUAUACACCUGUUCUUAAAGGCCAACUAAGCAAGGGGCACCACCAAGCAAGCGGCACCAUGAAGACCAAGGAGCUCUCCAUACAGGUCAGGGACAAAGUUGUGGAGAAGUACAGAUCAGGGUUAGGUUAUAAAAAAAUAUCCGAAACUUUGAACAUCCCACGGAACACCAUUUUAAAUCCAUUAUUAAAAAAUUGAAAGAAUAUGGCACCACAACAAACCUGCCAAGAGAGGGCCGACCACCAAAACUCACGGACCAGGCAAGAAGGGCAUUAAUCAGAGAGGCAACAAAGAGACCAAAGAUAACCCUGAAGGAGCUGCAAAGCUCCACAGCGGAGAUUGAAGUAUCUCUCCAUAGGACCACUUUAAACUGUACACUCCACAGAGCUGGGCUUUACGGAAGAGUGGCUAGAAAAAAGCCAUUGCUUAAAGAAAAAAAUUAUCAAACACGUUUGGUGUUCGCCAAAAUGUAUGUGGGAUACUCCCCCAAACAUAUGGAAGAAGGUACUCUGGUCAGAUUGAGAUUUUUGGCCAUCAAGGAAAACGCAAUGUCUGUCUCUCAUCACCCUGAGAAUACCAUCCCCACAGUGAAGCAUGGUGGUGGCAGCAUCAUGCUGGGGGAUGUUUUUAAUCGGCAGGGACUGGGAAACUGGUCAGAAUUGAAGGAAUGAUGGAUGGUGCUAAAUACAGGGAAAUUCUUGAGGGAAACCUGUUUCAGUCUUCCAGAGAUUUGAGACUGGGACGGAGGUUCACCUUCCAGCAGGACAAUGACCCUAAGCAUACUGCUAAAGCAACACUCGAGUGGUUUAAGGGGAAACAUUGAAAUGUCUUGGAAUGGCCUAGUCAAAGCCCAGACCUCAAUCCAAUUGAUAAUCUGUGGUAUGACUUAAAGAUUGCUGUACACCAGCGGAACCCAUCCAACUUGAAGGAGCUGGAGCAGUUUUGCCGUUGAAGAAUGGGCUAAAAUCCCAGUGGCUAGAUGUGCCAUGCUUAUAGAGACAUAUCCCAAGAGACUUGCGGCUGUAAUUGCUGCAAAAGGUGGCUCUACAAAGUAUUGACUCAGGGGGGGUGAAUAGCUAUGCACGCUCAAGUUCUCUGUUUCUUUGUCUUAUUUCUUGUUUGUUUCACAAUAAUAAAUAUUUUGCAUCUUCAAAGUGGUAGACAUGUUGUGUAAAUCAAAUGAUACAAACCCCCCAAAAAUCCAUUUUAAUUCCAGGUUAUAAGUCAACAAAAUAGGAAAAAUGCCAAGGGGGGUGAAUACUUUCACAAGCCACUGUACAGGACAAAUACAGGCUACACUCUGUUUUUCUAUUCUCUAUUGCAGUCUCUGUCCCUCACUCUCUUUGCUUGGAGUUAGAGAGAACAACAUGAAUAAACCUUGCCACAGACAGUUGUUUGCAUCUUUGUCCAUGUCAAUAAGGCUGAGGUUAAACAGUGGUAAAUAUUCCAGGUUUGGGAACCGGAUCUUUGGGCCUAUCUGGAACAGGGACAGCAUAGCUUGUGUGGUCCUCACCUUCAAAGAACCCUUCGGCACCCAGGGCCGGGGCGGCUACUUUGACGACUUUGGAAUCAUCCGGUGAGGAGAACUGCCUUAGUGCUCAAUGAAAUCAAACCUCAAUGAAGGCAUUUAUUUGUGCCAUGUUUGUAACUUAUCUCACCCUCAAUUCUGUAUAAACAUUUUUUUUCAGGGAUGUCAUGCAGAACCACUUGCUCCAGAUGCUCUCGCUGGUUGCCAUGGAGAAGCCUGCCUCCACCAGCUCUGAUGAUGUCAGGGAUGAAAAGGUACAGCAACAUGGACACAAACUAAAGCCCAAAACACAUGUCUUCACUUGACUCCACCAUUGGCCCCCGUCCAGAAAACGACUGAUACAAAUCUUUAAUAGGUAGUAAAACCAAACAGAAUAAACAAGUAGACUUAAAACCGAUCACUUUGUACUCACUCUCUCCCUGACCACUGUCUCCCCCUGCAGGUGAAGGUGCUGAAGUGCAUUGCCCCCAUUACCAUGUCAGAUGUGGUGUUGGGACAGUACCUUGGUGACCCAGAGGGAGAGGGGGACGCCAAGCUGGGUUACCUUGACGACCCCACUGUACCCAAAGGCUCCACCCAGGCCACCUUCACCACAGCUGUGCUCUACGUGCACAACGAGCGCUGGGAUGGUGAGAAUAAUACAUUUACAUUUACGUCAUUUAGCAGACGCUCUUAUCCAGAGCGACUUACAAAUAAUAAUAUGCCAUUUAGCAGACACUUUUAUCCAAAGCGACUUACAGUCAUGUCUGCAUACAUUUUUACGUAUGGGUGGUCCCGGGGAUUGAACCCACUACCCUGGCGUUACAAGCGCCAUGCUCUACCAAUUGAGAACCUCGGCUUUCUUUCUAUCACAGACUUGCUUGUUGUGCUUUCACUGUCUGGUCAAACCAGCUCACUCCUCAGAAAUAACUGUAAUAACUCUGUUCUUCCAAAGGUGUUCCCUUCAUCCUGCGCUGUGGCAAAGCCCUGAACGAGAGGAAAGCGGAGGUGCGGUUGCAAUUCACGGAUGUUCCGGGGGACAUCUUUGGAGCGCAGUGUCGUAGGAAUGAGCUGGUGGUGCGUGUGCAGCCCAACGAGGCCGUCUACGCCAAGAUGAUGAGCAAGAAACCAGGAGUGUACUUCCACCCCGAGGAGACUGAGCUGGACCUCACAUACAAGAGCAGAUAUAAGGUGAGAUACUGAAUGAACACACACACACACAAUCAUUCAUAGAAAACAGACACCCACACACACUACCUCGCCACGCUCACAUUUUAGUAACCCAUAUACUGGCACAAUGUUCAACCAUAUUGACAUAAUUUUCACUGUUAUCUUUUCUCUCCUCAGGAUGUGAAGUUGCCCGACGCCUACGAGCGUCUCAUCCUGGACGUCUUCUGUGGCAGCCAGAUGCACUUUGUCAGAAGGUCAGUCAGGCUGUCUUGGCUGUCUGUCUCGCUCAGAAGUCCCCUCUGUUGCCAUGGUGUUUGUGUUAUGCAAAUAAGACCAUGAACCUGCAUUAUAAUUAUGUCCACAAGAUGGUGCCAUAGGGUUUCUUUCCCCCAUUGGCUGCAUUGCAGUGUGGUGCUCUCUUUACAUUAUGUCUUCUCUUUUCACUCAGUGAUGAGCUGAGGGAAGCCUGGAGGAUCUUUACGCCUCUCCUUCAUCAGAUCGAGAGCGAGAAGCCUCCCCCCACCCCCUACAUAUAUGGAAGGUAAGAUUUACCAUUAACAGUUGAACAAGCAUUUCGCUACACUCGCAAUAACAUCUGCUAACCAUGUGUAUGUGACCAAUACAUUUGAUUUGAAGUAUCGCAAGUCAAUAGUCCCAUUCAUUUGUCAGUGAUAUUUUUGGUGUUAUUUUGUGAUUGAUUUGUUCCUUUCCUUCUUCCUAGCCGGGGUCCAACAGAAGCAGACGAGCUUUCAAAGAGGGUCGGUUUCCAAUAUGAAGGAACAUACAAAUGGGUCAACCCCCACAGACUGUGAGAGGGGGAGGGGCCAGAGCGCCGUAAAUGAGCAGCAUCGUGUUCCAAUACUUUUGUCUUCUUUGGGUCUGUGGAGUUUCUGCUGUAUUGCUCUUUCCUUUCCAGACCUGUCAGGGCAACAGUCAAGUGAGAGAUUAGGAUGUAUGUAUGGAAAGGAAGCUAUGUAAAAGUAUUGGAACAUAGACUAGGUCUCAGCUACUACAUGAAUGCUCUGUACGGUGACCUGGCGUCACUAGUGUCCAUCAGGUCUUAACUAGUUGGGAGGGCGGGAGGGAGCACUUAACCACUGGGGAAGAAGGGAGCGAGAGAGAAAACAACACUAGCCCAAUUCUGUUUCUCCCUCUUCUUCCUGAAGUGUGCACUCUUUCACUUCUCUUCAUGGAUUCAAAAGCUUGGUUGUGAUCUGAUUCUCUACCCUUCCACCGCUUGUUUCCAAAAUACUCCUCAUAUUAGUCCAUUCCAUAAGGUGGAGUGUGUACAAGUGCAAAUUUAGGAUUGGGAGAAGGGUAGAGAAUAGGACUGCUGCCAUUGAAUGGAUGUAAGCAUGGGCUAGACAAUUUCCCACUGUCUUACACCUUGAGGGGGAGUGUACAAAUACCACAUUGGUGGUGUUUUUUUGUUUUUACUGUUAAGGUUAUCCUUUUGUUUUGCUCAAGCUAUUUUGGACCAAGGAAAUCGUGUUGCAUAGUAAUAAUACUUAUUGUGACUGUGAAGUGGAUGCAGAGGUCCAGAUUUCGGACAACAUUUUAGUAACGGCAAGGUCUGUCACAGGGUCAACAUGAUGCAGUCUUUAUAAUGAUAUACUGUGUUAUAGACUGAACAUUCACAUGUUAUUUCCACAACUUGCAAUAAACCAGUCUUAUUUCUUUGUGUUCAGUCUCCAUUAAUACAGAUAUUUUGUGUUUUAAGGGGUUGGUCAAUAGAAGUAUCUUGCAUUCUUGUGACACUUGAUCAUGUGUAGCCUAUUAAACAAAAAAAAAAGGUUUUGCCGUUUUUACAUUUUUUAUAUGCGCAAUAAAAAAUUGCUUUCCAUUGCUUUGUAUUACAAUUUUGACGGUUUGUCUCAUGUAAAGAACAAAUAUAUUAAUGGCUUUGUUGAUUUGGUGCCACAGCAUUUUCAUGUGAAGUGCCUAGCCUAAUUGGCUUGGUUGACUGUCGCAGAUAACUUUCCCCAUGAUCACUGCUCAAGUCUCAUUUUAAAGCAAUUAACUUAUUCCUUAAGUUAGCCUGUUACUGCUGGGUUGGAACAAAAAACCUGCACAGCCAGUAGCUCUUCAGUACUGAAGCUGUUUUAUUCACAGUGCCUCUCACUUUGCUGUCAAACUCUUUAUAGGUUUCAUGUUACUUCUCUGUUCCCUGGCUCUGAUGUGCUUGUCCAUGCAAAUCGCAACAAUUGAUUCUGACCACGUGAGCUACAGUGCUGAGAUUCCAGUUGACAACUUGCCAUCACCGGAAUAAAACUCCCCUCAAGAAGCUUAUGUGAACAAGUAGCCAAAUGAAAAGGGCAGCCACGACACAAAUCAAUUAUUUAUUUCAAAGGCAAAUCUUUCUUUUGACAUACACUUUUUUCAAACAUACUGUGCAAGCCAUAUGUCAGUGAAAUUCAAAGGCAGCGUCAUGGUGACUAAUGGCUUCAUGGAAGGACAAUAAGGGGAAAAACUAUUUGGUUUCACAAAGCACAUAAACAGCCAAGACUUUUUAGGAAUGUGGCAUAGAAAGGCACUUUAAAUUGUUUUAACAGGUGCUAAGCAAAUCUAGCCUAACUAUACAUAUAGUAUAAGUCAAGACAUCUCAAAGGAUGCAGAGAGAUUCAGAAUUAGAAAAAAGGAGAAGGACAAUUAAUCAAACGGCCACCUGGACUAUUUACAUUGACUCCCCCCCCCAUUUGUUUUUACACUGCUGCUACCCGCUGUCUUAUCUAUGUAUAGUCACUUUACCCCUACCUACAUGUACAAAUUACCUCGACUAACCUGUACCCCCGCACAUUGACUCGGUACCAGUACCGAGUCAAUGUGUUAUUUUAUUGUUAUUUUAUUGUGUUACUUUUGAUAAUUUCUUUACUUUAGUUUAUUUGGUAAAUACACUCUUUCUUGAACUGCAUUGUUGGUUAAGGGCUUGUAAGUAAGCAUUUCACGGUAAGGUCUACCCCUGUUGUAUUCGGCGCAUGUGACAAAUAAAGUUUGAUUUGAAGGACACAAAUAGCCUAGCAUCUGCUACAACGCCCUACCACAAUUAACAUGAAUAAGCCAAACAAUAAGAAAGUGAGGUCACAAUGGACAGACCAAGAUAACAGCUGAGGAUGGACAGUGGCGUCUGAUUGGGUGACAACAAAAACAUGCUGGGUCACACUCCUGUUGAAAACCAGGAGGAGAAAAGCACUUGUACUAUAGCGGUACAUACAAAAACCACACCACUUAGACAGUACAGAGUAGAUAGCUGCAGCACACACCACAAGUCCAAUGCAAGCUAACUUUACUUCACAUCGUCCGAUGGAGUCUGCUUGCUGCAUCGGAGCUGUGGAGUGUGCAAGUGUACGUAUUUUCCUAUCCGGUACAAAGUGGAAGUGGUGUUGAUCCUUCUCCUGGCACUUGGUCAGUCUGUUAGCCUACAUAUGCUCUGGGUGGUUCUGCAAACGUUUGAUGAACUCUGUGAUCGGAUGGCCCUGGUAGCAGAUCUGGUACACAGCGUUGAAUAGUGGGAACCUGGGACGGGAGGGAGGGAGGGAGGGAUUGUUGAGUUGUCACAGUCUUUGUCCUUUGAGAAUAACUGCAUUGUUUUGACCAUUUCAUAUUUAUCCUUUUAUCUGCAUUUAACUGAGGUGACAGAGCAAGAGGUUUUUGGUAAGUGAAUCAUCACAUUUAAUGUAUAAUCAGUUUCUUCAAUGGGUGAAAGAGUGGUUUGAUUUCUGUGCCUACUUGUCAAGCAGAUUUUUGUUCUUUAGGAUAACAUGGACUUCAGCUGCUGUUGCUGGUCCCUGGAGCUUCUGUCCAUUCAGCAUCUCUUUCUCCAGCUCUUCAAUUGACUGAGCAGAAUACAGACAUGGCAGUUAAGUCAAGACUACUAUUGUAGUAUUACACCACUCUCCAAAACAACAUUGAAAUGAAACUCACUCUCUUUACUUUACUAACUUUAUCUGUGGCCCCCUUUAUUUUCAAACCUAAUAAUUACAGCGUUCAUCUACUGUAUUUUUCCCCCUUCCAAUCCUAAAUGCUAUAAUUCAAACCUUCAUUUUUAUAUCGACCCUAAAAGCCAAUUAGUAACGUCCCCUCUCACCUUCCCCCCUUUAGCAAAGGCUUCGGCCACUUUGCGGUUGCGGCCGCCGUAGCAGGUCGUGAUGAGGUCGGCAACGCCACAGCUCUCCAGGAAGGUGGCAGAGGAGACGGGCCCGGCAGUGCAGAAGAUUCGUGCGAAGGCGAUCAUCUCCAUCAGGCCCAGCCGGAUCACCGCCGCCUUCGUGUUGUCCCCGAAGCCCAGGCCGUCACAGAAGCCCGCCCCCACCGCCACAAUGUUCUGACAGCCGCAGAGGUUAAUGGCUUCAACACAUUAGGGCAGUAAUUUCUUACAAGCACACUUUCUCUCGUCUAGCCCUCUUCUCACUACCCUUUUAUGUUUUCAGUAAGAAGUAGAUUAAUUGAGAUUCAGACAUCGAGACAACAUGACUAGACAUGAAGUAAGACGAGGCCAAGCAGAAUCUCUUAACGGUUGAGUGCUCACCUUCAGUGCUCCACAGAUUUCAACCACAUCGGACUCCUCCACUACCGUGACCCGGAAGUUACUGGUCUGCAUGAGUUCCUUCAGCAAAGCCCCAUGUUUUGUAUUCUUACAUCCUGGGGAGAGAGGGAGAAUGAGAAAUGACCCUUUUCGAUCCUAACAUCCGUAUCUUUCACAACCACCCCGUUCAAAUACUUCACCACUCUUGUAUUGUCAUGCUUAGUGCUGGAGUUUUUCCAGACCACGUGGCUUAACCCAGAAAACUCAAGGUCCACUCAGGGCCCAGACUUAUAGGCUAGGGCACAGUGUUUUCAUGGGCAGGUCACACAGUAAGGAACAACUUGGCCCUAGACAUGCUCAAUGUCAUGUUUCAAAUACACAGUACAGAAAUGACAUACCAGAGUUCACUAGUGCUGCAUACAAUUACAAGUGUACAGAACUACCGUAAAAUAAGCCAGCUCACUCUCUGUAAUGUAAACAGCCAGACUUUUACCCCCAUGCUGACAUGGCAGUCUUGAGCAGAGACAUUGUUUUAUUGCAGGUUGAUUAAAUCUGGCAAAGGCUGUCCUUACAAAAACAAGUUUUGCCUAUUUACUUUUUUCUACUCCAGUUCAGUCUCUAACAACUAAACGUCUAACAUCUAUGGUGAACACCUUUACUAAUGUCUACACACACACUGACAAAAUGGACCAACUCUCAAAACAGUUUAUAUUAAUGCCUUACUUUUCAGUUUGCACUGUGCUGUAUAAUCUACCCAAACUAUUAAGAGGCAUUUUCAGGAAGGGAAAAAGACAAGGGACAGCACGCCAUUCAAACGUACAGUGGGGAGAACAAGUAUUUGAUACACUGCCGAUUUUGCAGGUUUUCCUACUUACAAAGCAUGUAGAGGUCUGUAAUUGUUUAUCAUAGGUACACUUCAACUGUGAGAGACGGAAUCUAAAACAAAAAUCCAGAAAAUCACAUUGUAUGAUUUUUAAGUAAUUAAUUUGCAUUUUAUUGCAUGACAUAAGUAUUUGAUCACCUACCAACCAGUAAGAAUUCCGGCUCUCACAGACAGUUUUUCUUUAAGAAGCCCUCCUGUUCUCCACUCAUUACCUGUAUUAACUGCACCUGUUUGAACUCGUUACCUGUAUAAAAGACACCUGUCCACACACUCAAUCAAACAGACUCCAACCUCUCCACAAUGGCCAAGACCAGAGAGCUGUGUAAGGACAUCAGGGAUAAAAUUGUAGACCUGCACAAGGCUGGGAUGGGCUACAGGACAAUAGGCAAGCAGCUUGGUGAGAAGGCAACAACUGUUGGCGCAAUUAUUAGAAAAUGGAAGAAGUUCAAGAUGACGGUCAAUCACCCUCGGUCUGGGGCUCCAUGCAAGAUCUCACCUCGUGGGGCAUCAAUGAUCAUGAGGAAGGUGAGGGAUCAGCCCAGAACUACACGGCAGGACCUGGUCAAUGACCUGAAGAGAGCUGGGACCACAGUCUCAAAGAAAACCAUUAGCAACACACUACGCCGUCAUGGAUUAAAAUCCUGCAGCGCACACAAGGUCCCCCUGCUCAAGCCAGCGCAUGUCCAGGCCCGUCUGAAGUUUGUCAUAGACCAUCUGGAUGAUCCAGAGGAGGAAUGGGAGAAGGUCAUGUGGUCUGAUGAGACAAAAAUAUAGCUUUUUGGUCUAAACUCCACUCGCCGUGUUUGGAGGAAGAAGAAGGAUGAGUACAACCCCAAGAACAUCAUCCCAACCGUGAAGCAUGGAGGUGGAAACAUCAUUCUUUGGGGAUGCUUUUCUUCAAAGGGGACAGGACGACUGCACCGUAUUGAGGGGAGGAUGGAUGGGGCCAUGUAUCGCGAGAUCUUGGCCAACAACCUCCUUCCCUCAGUAAGAGCAUUGAAGAUGGGUCGUGGCUGGGUCUUCCAGCAUGACAACGACCCGAAACACACAGCCAGGGCAACUAAGGAUUGGCUCCGUAAGAAACAUCUCAAGGUCCUGGAGUGGCCUAGCCAGUCUCCAGACCUGAACCCAAUAGAAAAUCUUUGGAGGGAGCUGAAAGUCCGUAUUACCCAGCGACAGCCCCGAAACCUGAAGGAUCUGGAGAAGGUCUGUAUGGAGGAGUGGGCCAAAAUCCCUGCUGCAGUGUGUGCAAACCUGGUCAAGACCUACAGGAAACGUAUGAUCUCUGUAAUUGCAAACAAAGGUUUCUGUACCAAAUAUUAAGUUCUGCUUUUCUGAUGUAUCAAAUACUUAUGUCCUGCAAUAAAAUGCAAAUUAAUUACUUAAAAAUCAUACAAUGUGAUUUUCUGGAUUUUUGUUUUAGAUUCCGUCUCUCACAGUUGAAGUGUACCUAUGAUAAAAAUUACAGACCUCUACAUGCUUUGUAAGUAGGAAAACCUGCAAAAUCGGCAGUGUAUCAAAUACUUGUUCUCCCCACUGUAUGUAAUGAUAACCCAGCCCACAAAGUUCAUUUUCACAAGGUUAAUUUUCUCUCCUAAGUAAAUGUUCCCCUUAACCCCAUGAGUCUAACCGAUAGUGGUCUCACAGAACUUCUCAUCGGCGACUUCGUUGGCGAUGUUGGCCCCCAUCAACACACUCAUGGUGAUGCCCAGCUUCUCCUGGAUCACAUCAGAGAUGAGCUUCAGCCCAUCUGGACCCUCAUCCACACCCUGGAGUAG
Molecule: messenger RNA, 15478 nt
Organism: Coregonus sp. 'balchen'
Lineage: Eukaryota; Metazoa; Chordata; Actinopteri; Salmoniformes; Salmonidae
Source: the annotation of a GenBank genome assembly